CGCGACACAACGCGACACGCCACCGUCGACGAGUCUCGACUCGUUCCAUCGCUGGACUUGCGCCAUGGCGAAGUAUGCGCAGAACACCACCUGCGGUACAACCUGCCCAUGGGGAAGUGCCGAUGAGAGCGCGCCCACGGACGCCUUCACCUUGGCGGCACAGAAAGCGGCCGCCAAGCGACAGGAGGCGCAGGACACGGUCCACGCUUCCUCGGUAAAGAUCGCCCACGGAGCCGACACGGGCCGCGCUUUGAAGGAAGAGAGCAAGGACAACGCGCCGCCCAGCGGUCGUUCCUCGGUGAAGUCAGCGCGCGACGCGAACCCGGUGACGGGACGCAGCACGGCCUCGGCCAAGGUGAAGGAAGCGGCAGUCGAGAAGAAGAUGAUGAGUUUGAUCGAACAAGUGUUGGACAAAAAGGUCAUCGAGUUGCGUGAGGAGCUGGCAGUUCCCGCUUCCAAGGUGGUCGCCCCUUCCAACCCCUCGAGUGCACCCAGCACCUCCCGCACCGAAGCGUCGGUGGUCUCCGCCGUGUCACAGAUGACCCAAGAGGAACAUGAAGCAGUGACCAUGGCCAACAAACGCGCGAAUAUCAAGAAGCUUUCGGACGCCUCACUGGGGAAGUUUGACGCCGACCAGUCGCGCGUGGCUUACUUGGAGAUGCAACGCAGCGCAGCGGAGGCGCGCAACAAGAACCGCUCCGCGAUCUGCUUCGACUACGAGCCCGAGCCCCGUGCACCGGCGCCGGAGGCGCCCAAGGCGAAGGCGUCCAAGGCAUCCAAGGAGGCCAAAGCCAAGGUGCCGAAGGUGCCGAAGGUCAAGGCUGAGGAAGUGAAACCUGGCUACGAAGCCUUGGAACGCUAUCCAGCUCUGUUGAAGGAGAUCAACGACCUCUCCGGUGCGCGUCGGGACGCGCCUGAGGGACUCACCAGUAAUGGCAAGCAGAAACAGGCCAUGAAGCUCUCCGAUGCCUCCUUGGGCAACUUUGAUGCGGACGAAUCACGCCUGGCCUACUUGGAAAUGCAGAAGAGUGCCGCAGAGGCUCGCAACAAGAACCGCUCCGCCCUUUGCUUUGGUGAUGAAACUGCUUCCGGUGGCAAGAAGGUCGCUGCUUCCGCGCAGAAGGAUGUGACGAUGGCAGAGAAGCGAGAGAAGGCCAAAAAGUUGUCAGAUGCGUCGCUGGGGAAGUUUGACGCCGAUGCGUCGCAGAUUGCAUACCUUGACAUGCAGAACACCGCUGCAGAAAUGCGAAACAAGAAUCGCGUGGGGCAGGGUAUCUUCUGAGCUGCGCAUAUGGUUAGACAGGUUGGAUCUCAAGCCAAAGCUGGGUCCGGGCAUGGAAUGCAUGGAAGGUGC
Molecule: messenger RNA, 1354 nt
Organism: Cladocopium goreaui
Lineage: Eukaryota; Dinophyceae; Suessiales; Symbiodiniaceae
Source: the annotation of a GenBank genome assembly